Molecule: messenger RNA, 2573 nt
Organism: Geodia barretti
Lineage: Eukaryota; Metazoa; Porifera; Demospongiae; Tetractinellida; Geodiidae
Source: the annotation of a GenBank genome assembly
AUGACAGAAUUGAAUGGAUGUGAACCAAAGAAGGUGAAGAUCCUGGGACCCUAUACAUUCUCUAUUGGGGAUACAUCGUCCUACGGGGAUUACGUCAGAGGAGGCGUGGCCAAGCAGGUCAAGAUGCCGCAGAAAGUCUCUUUCAAAAAGUUCUCAGAUUCGCUGGCCGACCCAGAGUUCGUGAUAACGGACUUUGCAAAGUUCGACCAUCCCGAGCACCUCCACCUGUACUGGCAAGCCAUGGACAAGUACUACUCGGACAAAAGCUCUCUUCCUUCCUUGCAUUUAGACCUCAUCCCCUACGUGAUGGACAUCAAGUUUCCAAAGUCUGGAGAAAAAAAGAAAAUGACAUUCAUAUCUCGACUUUUCAAGAGUUUUGCACUUUCCAACACCGGCGAUAUCUGUGCCAUGCAGUCCGUCAUCGGAUCCAUAGCUGCACAAGAGGUCAUGAAGGCAUGCUCGGGUAAGUUUAACCCCAUCAAGCAGUGGCUGUAUUUCGACGCCAUGGAGACGUACCCUGAAGACACUGAGGACUCAUUUGAAGAAUUGGCGCCACUGGUUAAAGAUGCAGCAGUGGUUGAAGAAGGCAGUAGGUACGCGGGUCAGGUGGCCGUGUUGGGCAAGAAGAUGCAAGAGCGACUGGCCAACCUCAAGAUAUUCAUGGUUGGAGCAGGUGCAAUAGGCUGCGAACUGCUCAAGAACUUUGCCAUGAUGGGCGUGGCUUGUGGUGAAGGGGGUGUGGUCUACGUCACUGACAUGGACAUCAUUGAGAAGAGUAACUUGAAUCGUCAGUUCCUUUUCAGACCUUGGGACAUUCAGAAACACAAGAGCGAGGUUGCCAUAGCGGCGGCGAAGGCGAUGAACCCAGCGUUCAACGGAGUGGGUCACCAGAACAGAGUGGGGCCCGACACGGAGAGCACCUAUGACGACUCCUUCAUGGAGCAGCUGGACAUUGUCGUCAACGCUCUCGACAACGUGGAUGCACGCCUAUACAUGGACAGAAGAUGCGUUUACUACAAAAAACCGCUACUGGAGAGUGGCACUCUCGGAACCAAGGGCAACGUCCAAGUUGUCUUACCCGACAUCACCGAAAGCUACGGCUCCUCCCAAGACCCACCUGAGAAGGAGAUCCCGAUAUGCACGUUGAAGAAUUUUCCGAACGCGAUUGAGCACACUCUCCAGUGGGCGAGAAAUGAAUUUGAGGGGCUUUUCGUUCAACCUGGUGUCUACGUUGCGCAAUAUCUCAGUGACCCGAAAGUUCAUCCAGCAUACAAAAAGCUGCCUGGAAUUCAGCCAGCUGAGAUCCUGGGAGCUCUGAAGAAGGUGCUAGUCGACGUACGGCCGUCAACAUUCGACGACUGCAUCGUUUGGGCACGUAAAAUCUUCGAGGAGUAUUUCCACGACACAAUCGCUCAACUCCUCUUCAACUUUCCUCCAGAACACAUGACAAGUUCAGGUCAGCCGUUCUGGUCUGGACCCAAGAGAUGUCCAAAAGUUGCCAAUUUCGACUCAAAGGACACCCUACAUAUGGACUUUGUAGUCUCUGCUUCUCUUCUGUUUGCAGAGACUUACAGCAUUAAGACUGUAGACGACCGAGGUUACAUCACGGGAAAGGCGGCGGCUGUCGAGGUGGCCCCGUUCCGUCCCAGGACAGGAGUCGUGAUUCAUACCAACGACUCAGAGGCUCUGGCUUCUAAUGCAGCCGAAGCUGAUCGAGAAGGACUCGAGACAAUCGUAGCCGCCAUUCCGUCUGUCGCCGAGCUGAAGGGUGCAAAGGUCGUUCCCUUGGAUUUCGAGAAGGACGACGACACGAACCAUCACAUGGACUUCAUCGUGGCGUGCUCUAAUUUGAGAGCCUUCAACUACAGCAUACCACCUGCUGACAGACAUAAGAGCAAGGGAUAGCGGGGAAGAUAAUACCAGCCAUCGCCACGACGACGUCCCUGGUCGUCGGGCUGGUGUGUCUGGAGCUCCUCAAGGUUGCCGGGGGACACAAGAAGUUGGAGUCGUACAAAAACGGUUUCAUCAAUCUCGCUCUCCCUUUCUUUGGAUUCUCCGAGCCAAUUGCUGCUCCCAAAAAUAAGUACUACGAUACGGAGUGGACGUUGUGGAGCAGGUUCGAGGUACAGGGAGUCAAGGAGAAUGGAGACGAAAUGACUCUCAGGGAAUUCCUGGAAUACUUCCAGACUCAUCAUAAUCUUGAGAUCACGAUGCUGUCGCACAACGUGGCACUUCUCUACUCUUUCUUCAUGAACCAGACAAAGGUCAAGGAGAGAAUGGAAAUGCCGCUGUCAAAGGUUGCAGAAUCCACCAUGAAGACAAAGUUGGGGACCCACGUACGAAACCUCGUUCUGGACAUCUGUUGCAACGACACUGACGGCGAAGAUCUCGAUGUUCCCUACAUCAAAUACAACUUCCGAUGACAAUAACUGAGAAAAGCCGACUAGCACUUGAAUUUGCAUAGCCACAUGCAUUUAUAUAUUAGGCUUAAUAUUGCUUAAUUGUUUUGAGGUGUGUUAUCAUGCUAUUAUUAGGUGUUUGGUGAUUUUAAAUUGUGGCGUGCUUGCGUAUAG